AUGGCGGCUCACUUGAAAAAACGCGUCUAUGAGGAAUUUACUAAAGUGGUGCAGGUGAGACAAACCAAUAGUAAAUUAUUAUGCUGUCUGACCUCUCUCUUUGUUAUCUGUCAUCUCCAUGCCCCACCAGUCCAGGAAAGCCAUUUCCCUUAAAGGCUAUUAAAUAAAUGUGUAGAGAAAUUUGGAAGUAAAGUAAGGCGUGAAUAUAGUGGACUUUAACCCCCAAUAAUUCUGCAGUUAACUAAUUGUGGAGAGUUGUAAUUAGCAACUUCAUCUCUGCAAUCUCUGAAAAUUGAUCAGUUCACUUCUAAUGCUCAUUAUUAUUACUUUCUUAUUAUUUACAUUAUUAUGCUCAGCCACUGCCUAAGAGCAGGAAUGUCAAAGAGGUUCUUGUCCACUGUAUGUAGACUUUAAUAUUCUGCAGGAGGGGAGCAAAAUAAAGUAAUAAUUCACAGAUAUAAUAAUACAUGUAAUAUUUUAUUUUAAAAAAUUAACUUUGUGUUUUCUGUAAUAAAGGCGGUUUCUUUUGUCUCCCUUUGUUAUUUUAUUAAUGGUAUGUACUUUUUUUUUUUUUAAUUAAUAGGGAGCUACUGACUGGCUCACAGCAUUAGCUGAACUCUCUAAGCCAAUAAGCGGCGCCCCCUGCCUGAUGCUGCUUGUGCCUUCCUUACUAAAAAUGUAAAAAAAGCUAAUGGACAGGGGGCAGAGCGAAACUGCACUGGAGCACAGGCUUGUACAGUUCGUAAACAGUUUGAAGUAGCGCUGUCAUCGAAUUUGCAAAGACACCCCCCAGUUUGAAGUAGCGCUGUCACUGAAUUUGCAAAGACCCCCCUUUCCCCAACAGUGAAAUCGUUGCUGGGGGGGUAGCAGGUAAAAGUAAGAUUUACUUACCUGAACCUGUCCCUUGUGGGUGCAGACAUCUUCCCCUUUCUGCUCCUCUUCAAUAGCACCAGGAGCAGGGUACGGUAUUGAGAUCUGUGGAGGAUCCCGCGAGAAUAUGGGAUGCUCCGUAGACCGAGCUAAUUCCCUGCAGCCGUCACUUGUGAUGACUGUCGAGAUUUACUCGGUAGCUCUGCCCAAAGUCUAAAAAGUCAGGCUUAGUAAAUAUACAGAGACAAAGUAGUUCCUACUGUCUCUAUAGUUCUCUUGACUGGGUUGGAAUUACAGUCAAAAUUUGUAUUUCAAAAAGUUAAACUUAAUUGAACUUAAAGAACCACAAAUGUACCCAGACUGCUUUUUCUCAAUGAAGUAGUGUGGGUUCUGUGGCCCUGUCCUUUUAACACUGCUGCAAUGUAAUACAUACUUACAUUGCAGGGUUAUAUCCACCUCUAGUGGUUGUUUUGUAGAAACUGCAGUUGUUUUCAUUGCAGGGUUAAAGGGAUUCUGAUGAGGCAAUCUUACCUGAUCCUCCUCCCUGGUGCUAAUCUUCUGAUAUGCUUCUGUAACAUCAACCUCUGAUCUGCCCCUGUUCCUAACUAAUUUGCCCUGCUUGGGGAAUCGCUGGAUAAGGAGAUACCAUAGCAACCACAGCGCACUCUGUGGAAGGUUCCUUUUCUGUCCCUGUCAAUCAAUUAUUUGGCAUAAAGUUUAUGCCAAAAAAUUGAUUGACAGGUGGUAGUAAAACCUAUUUUAAACUUUUAUUUCCCCAAUCUAUCUAAUUGCCAGCAAAACUACUGGCACAAUGUAUAGAUGGAAUUGCAUUCUCUUUAAACAGACAUAAGUAGCUUGGGGAGUGUUUUAUUUUUCAUUUUAGAAAAAGUGCAGGUUUCAAUAGCAAUUGACAGUUUUAUAAAUUAAAAGAACACUGGAGGGUCAGGAACGCAAACAUGUAUUCCUGACCCUUUAAUGUUAAAACCACCAUCUAGACUCCACCUCGACUGGCACCCCUUGCCUUCCUAAAUAUAGUAAAAAUCUUACUAGUAUUCAAGCUGCUGCCUCUGACCUUGAGCUGUCUGCUUGGCUGACAUAAUCAGAAGUUAUUCUGUGAGACAAUCACAAUGCUUUCCCAUAGGAUUGGCUGAGACUGUCAAGGAGGCAGAUCAGGGGCAGAGCCAGCACAAGUCAAACACAGCCCUGGCCAAUCAGCAUCUCCUCAUAGAGAUAAAUUGAAUCAAUGCAUCACUAUGAAGAAAAUUCAGUGUCUCCAUGCAGAGGGUGGAGACACUGAAUGGCAGCAGCACUGCCCCAGGAAACACCUGUAGCAGCCAUUUGAGGAGUGGCCAGUGGAGGUGUCCCUAUGCUGUAAUGUAAACACUGCAUUUGCUCUGAAAACACAGUGUUUAUUGCAAAAAGCAUGAAGGGACUGAUUAUACUCAGCAAAACAAAUUCAAUACGCUGUAGUUGUGCUGGUGACUACAGUGUCCCUUUAACCUUAUUACACCCCUCUUGCUGUUAAUCAGAGAACCACUGCUUGGUUGUUUAGUCCAGUGGAGCUAAACUCGAGGCAACAAUUUCUCAGAGCACCUGCCUUGCAAAGACUUCUCAUUGAGCUGCAUUGGGAAGUCUGUGAUUGGACAGCCACAGAAAGUCUUGGCGGGGUUAUAAGAGGAGGGCUUGCAAAGACUUCAGACAACAGAUCUUCAGUAUUUGCAAACUGUUUUGAGAUAUAUUUCCAAUAAAAAAAGUGAAAUAAAAUGCAUGCAGGUUUUUAUUGGGGUUAUUUCCACUAUAACAGUUGGUGUUUUUUGUUUGUGUGUAUUUGGUCAGUGGAGUGUCUCUUUAAAAGUUCCAAACCUAAAGUCAGUGCCAUUUUAUGCCUCAUGAGUGUAACAAAAUUCUGUUUAUCUUGUUCGUGAAUAAAACGUGUUGACUCGUAUUGCUAAUUUUUGAUUGAACUGAUAAUGCAAGACUGAAACACCUCUUUAUUUCUUUUUAGAAAUGUGAACUUAACAUUUUUUUUUCUUUUUCAAUAAAUACAUAGCAGCAGCCACUUGAGGAGCUUCAAGCAAAGAAACUAAGACUUACAAAGCCUAGUAAAUCAGCUGCUCUCCACGUUGAUUUAUGCAAGGCUACAUCUCCUGCCGAUGCCUUGCAGUUCCUUUUGCAGUUUGCACGCAAACCAGUGGAAGCAGACAGUGUGGAGGGAGUUGUCAGAAUCCUGCUGGAGUAUUACUAUAAGGUACGAAAAUCUACCAGGAUGCAAAUUAAUCCAAAAAAAUAGCAAAGAAUUACCAGGUGAACAUUAAUCCAAAGGCGUUUUAAAAAUUCAGCAUCAUAACAGGAUCAAGGAACAUUGGCCUUGAUUUGAUAGUUUUGGAGUCAUGUCUAAAAUGUUUUAAUAUAGAGAUAUAUUUUUAUAAUGUAUAUUUUAGUGUAAGUAGGAAGAGUGUGUUAGGUUGCUGGUUAAGUGUAAGUAUAUAUUUUAUUAUAUUUUAAUAUUUUUUUGUUGAAUAGUUUUGGAACAACUUUAAAUCACUUGAAAAGCUUAUCCAAAAAUAUAAAAAGUUAGUCUAUGUUCUAAUAAAAUAUAUUAUUUUCAUAUGCGAGUCAUAAAGGCCACAGGCAUUAAAAGGGACACUACAGUCAUCAGAACAACUACAGCUUAUUGUAGUUGCUCUGGUGAGUAAUCAUUCCCUGCAGGCAUUUUCAUGUAAUCACUGACUUUUCAGGGAAAAAAACAGUAUUUACAUUACUCCCUAGGGACACUUCCUGGAAGUGUCCCUAGGGGCAAUGUAAAUACUGCCCUUUAUCUGCAGUUCAGGGUUUCCAUAGAUGCAUUUGUUCUGCUACCUGGGCAGAAGUGGUGACACGGCUGUAGUUGGGGGACAAGAGUUGUCUGUGGAUUGGACGCAAGCCGCGAGCCUGAGAAGCACGGGUAGCCAGGUAAGAAUAAAUGUUGGCAGUGCAAACACAACUCCUGACAGCUUUCCAGGAGAGAGGCAGGGUGUACGGACCCCGCUCUCCCACCCAUUUUUCUUAAGUUAUUUCUAUAUUUUAAUUGUCAUGGUGUUUUACAGGGAGGAGGGGGCUGUGACACAGGGAAGGGAGGAGGGGGCUGUGACACAGGGAAGGGAGGGAGGGGGCUGUGACACAGGAAGGGAGGAGGGGCUGUGACACAGGGACACAAGGGAGGAGGGGGCUGUGACACAGGAAGGGAGGAGGGGGCUGUGACACAAGGAGGAGGGGGCUGUGACACAGGGAGGAGGGGGCUCUGACACAGGGAGGAGCGGGCUGUGACACAGGGCUGUGACACAGGGAGGAGCGGGCUGUGACACAGGGAGGAGCGGGCUGUGACACAGGGAGGAGGGGGCUGUGACACAGGGAAGGGAGGAGGGGGCUGUGACACAGGGAAGGGGGGCAAAUAUUGCCUACCAUACAUAUAGGUUUUAUCAUUAUUUUCCAUUUUUAUUUAAGAAAUUAGUAAAGCAAUUGUUCACAUAGUGAAAAACAACCCUCCCUCCCAAUGAAAAAAACAAAACAUAGAUGUCAAGCUUUGAUUAAUUCAAUAGUAUAUAGAGGACUUGUGCAAAAAUGAGUUUGAGCUAGUUUAUCCGAACCAAUUUCUCUUUUAAUACACAUAUUAACAAAUUGUUCCAUCAGGAUUUUCCGCCGGAGUUCUAUUCAUUUGAUAAGACUCUACACUUAAAUCCUGGGUGGAACCAUUAAUUCAAGCAUGGCUUGAAAGGCAUUUAAUUUGUUCGUACCAGCUGACAUACCAGUUCUUCAGUUUUUUAUACCGUGUUAAUAACUAUUAUUUUCACAUCCCUGGUUUAUUAGAUAUAUAAAUUGGUUUCUACAGACAAAGCCACAGAUGUAGUAGACAGCAUAACAAGUGUUAAUUUGUAAUACAACUUUUCUAUGCCUGCCUUCCCUUGUAGGAAAAUGACAGCUCCGUCAGGCUGAAGAUUGCAUCUCUACUCGGACUGUUAUCAAGGACUUCUGGAUUUUGCCCAGAUUCUAUUGUGGAUGAUGUGAUCAAUAUUCUUCAAAACGAAAGUACAUUUUCUAUAUGAUAAAAUUAAUGUGUAGCUGUUUUGUUUUUUUGUUUGUUUUGUUUUUUAAAAUGUAAUCUAUUAUAUUUUCUUCCUUGCUAUCUUUUAGAGUCUCACCAAGUGCUUGCCCAGCUCCUUGACACCUUGCUAGAAAUCGGAAUUAAGCUGCAGGAGAAUAUUCUUGUUCGUGUGAGACUAUUAGAUGUGGCCUACAAGGUACCUAAGAUUCUGUUUGAAGGGUGCUCUCUAUAAUAACUGGAUGUUGCAUCGAGAAACUAUCAAUGCCACUAAAAGUGAUUUAUGGUGCAUGCUGUUUUAUGGUCACUGGGAAAUGUGUUGUGAUUGUUAAAAUUGUACCCACAGUUAUUAACUGAUGUAGAUACUGGGUUUACUAUUUCUAGCCUUGACUGCUACAGUUGCAGCUGUGUACACGUGCUUUAUAUAUUGAGAAUCUAUUAUAUAGGUCUAUUUAUACCAGGAUAUCAAGGUUAAAGGGACACAAUAGGUAAAACUACUUUUGCUUAAAGGAACACUAUAAAACCAGGAAUACAAAUGUGUUAAACACAUUAUUUUGCCCCCUCCCUUACCACUAUUAAAUAAGGUAAAAACAUACUUUUAUUUCAAUACCACAAGUGUCCACUGGCCGCGCCCCAGAUCCUUGGCUGAGAUCAUCAGAAUCGAUGAUCUCAGCUGCGCCAAUCAGCAUCUCCUCAUAGAGAUGCAUUAGUUCAGCGUCUCCAUGCAAAGCUUUGGAAACACCUUUAAUGGCCAUCUGAGUGGCUGCCACUAGAGGUGUGCCUAGGCAGUAAUCUUUUUUUUCCCUUAAAAGGCAGUGUUUGCAUGAAAAUUCCUGCAUGGACAUAAUAUGCUCACCAGAGCAACCGCAUUAAGUUUGUUUAUGUUAAUGCAAUCCUAGCCACACCUCCUCUGGCAGUGACUGAAACAGCGUGAAAAAGUGGUUCACUUUUCAAUCAGAUGUUAACUUGAGUUAAAAGUUUUUAUCGCCAACUCUGUAAAUGGAACCUUAAUCACAUACACGGUGCUCCUGCAGGCUAUUAUUCUAGAAGGCUAUUAACAGUGCAGGAAAUAAGAAAUUAACCAGAAUGCAAUAAGGGAAGUUAAAACAUUAGAUCUCUCUUUACAGGAAGUAUUUACGAAGGCUGUGUAAGUCACAUGCAGGGAGGUGUGACCAGGACUGCAUAAACAAUGUGAUUUAACUCUUACAUGCCAAGGAAUUGAGCAGUGAGACUGCAUGGGAAAUGAUCUAUACAGUAAAAAGGCUUCAUUAAGCUAAAGUUGUUGGGUGUGUGUAUAGUGUCCCUUAAAUUCACUGGGAAUUGAGUCUCUAAUAAAGGCCUUAAUUUAAUAAGCUUUCCAAAUGAUUCAAUACUGUUAGAAUUUUUUUCCAAAUUAUUUAUCUAUAGAAGUCACAAUUAAAGUAUAUGGGAAUUCUUGUUGAUAAAUCAUUUGGAAGGUUUUCCUAAACCUAUUGAAUCGUUUGAUUUGGAAAGCUUAUUAGAUUGAGGCCAAAGUAUAUUCUGAUAAUAAGCAAUUUUACACAACAAUCCUCCGUUUUAUUGAAGUUCCUGUGAUGUUCACUAUCUUCUGCAAAAAGUUAUACAGUUACAAGUUACUUAGAAAUUGCAUCUACAUUGCAUGAAAACUUGUACAGUCUGUGGAUGCAUAGCUUCCCGUGUGAUGUAUUUCAAUAUGAAAUUGCCUUUUUAUAUUUUAUUAGAACUAGAACAAUUAACAUGUAAUCAAAUAGACUUGGAAAAGAGGAGGUUUUUGCACUAUUACCGAAGCAAGAAGCUGAUUCUGUAGCAUCCCUUUUUAAAAUGGCUUUAUUAAAUAAGCAGAUGGUAAUUAAAUAAUAAUUUUGAGUAGGAUCUCCCUUUUUGAAAAUUGUCACAGUAAAUGGUUACUUAUUCUAUUGAAUCUACAGCUUCUUUCUGACACUUCACAUGGUGUCAGGAACAAAUGUCUUCAGCUGAUUGGAUGCCUUGGGGCUGUAGAUAAAAAUACUACAAAGGAAUCAGAAAAUGCUGCAGGCAAAGACGUUCAAAAGAUAAUUGGGGAUUACUUUGGUGAUCAGGACCCUCGUGUCAGGACUGCUGCAAUUAAAGCCAUGGUAAAUAUGCAUGCUUACAAUCUGUAUUGUGCUGCUCAUUGUUUUGUGUAUACCGUGUUUACAAUAUCUCCUAUGAUCAGGAUAUAAAGGCUCAGUCAAAUAGAUUAAAGAAGGGACACCUUAAAGGGACACUCCAGGCACCCAGACCACUUCUGCCCAUUGGAGUGGUCUGGGUGCCAACUCACACUACUCUUAACCCUGCAAGUAUAAUUAUUGCAGUUUUUUUAUAAACUGCAAUAAUUACCUUGCAGGGUUAACUCCACCUCUAGUGGCUGUCUAGUAAACAGCCACUAGAGGGCACUUCCUGGUUCCUAGUACAGGAAACCUGUGCCAGAGCGUCGCUCAUUUCCCCAUAGGAAAUUUUCAAUACUUUCAUAUGGGGAGCGCUAAUGUGCAUGCGCGGCAUUGCCGCGCAUGUGCAUUAGGUCUCCCCGGCCAGUGGGCGGGAUCAGUCUCGCCCACCGGCCGACGCAGUCAGAAGGAGGAGCGGCAGCAGAGGAGGAAGCAGCGACGAGGGACAUUGUCGCUGCUUCAGGUAAGUUACUGAAGGGGUUUUCACCCCUUCAGCAACCAGGGGUUGGGGGGUGGGAGGGAGAGGGAAUCUGCAGUGCCAGGAAAACGGAUUGUUUUUCUGACACUGGAGUUUCCCUUUAAAGACACAACUUCUGGAAUAAAAGGCAAUCAUGACGGAAUAUUUCCUUCAUGUGUCAUUAAGGGGUUAAAGGGAUACUAAAGUCACCCAACGGAUACAAAAUCUCAAUUAAGUGGACUGAGGGCACUGGCUCUUUAAUUUUAACCGUACAGUAUAAAGCAUUGCAGUUUUAUAGAAACUGCACUGUUUGCAUUGCAGGGUUAAAUCCACCUCUAGUGGCUGUCUUCCUGACAGCCACACGAGGUGCCUCCUCUGCACUGACCGACCAAAACUCGGUCACGUGACACAGAAGCAAACUGAAGCCAAUAUUUUUGGUGUUGAAUAAUUUUAAAGCUGGUUAAGGGUUCCUGGUCAUCGACUGCCCUGCCCCAACUCAAGGCAUGACUAAGGCAGAGAUCACAUACUGCCUUAACCAUACCAAUUAAUACCAGCAAUGUGUGUCUGUGAUAGGCUGCAAGCGGUAAGCUGACACUCUCAGCCAAUCAAUGCCACCCAUUGCUUCUCAGGCUAAUGCUUCCUCAUUAGCCCAAGCAGCACAGAGGAAAUGGGCUGCUGCUGACUCUCAUUUAGCAUUUGAUCAUUAAAAAACAGUUUAACAUGGAAUGGCGUUACGGAACUCCAGGCACUGUCGCUACUUUAAUGAUAUGAAGCAAUUCUAUUUAACCAAAAGUGAAAUUUGUGAAGUCCAAAGGGUUAAAAAUGUAUUUUAAGGGAAACUAUUCCCCCUUUGUGUUUUGUUGCAUUUUAUUUAUUUAAUAAUGAGGCUGUUAUAUUAUGUUCCUUGUGUCCACAAUGCUUUCCUGUGAUUUGAUUGGAAACAAACCAAAACAAAUAAGGCCGAUUUGUGCUGGGGAAUAAAAAGUGACAGAUCAGCUUAGCUGCAGAAAGCAAUAUCUGCUAAGAAAAUGUAUGAUUUUAGGCAGUUAGGAAAUGAAGUUUGGAAAACUAACAAAUGCACAUUUUAGCUACAAAUGCAUUUUGUAACAGAGACCUUCCGUUUUAGUGAAGGCUUUCUAUUUGUAGACCUAAGAAUAAUCAACACAAGGGGAACAAUGUUAAAUGCAAUGAUGAGAUGUCUGUAUAAAUUACCGUAUUAAACUACAUUUAUAAAAUAAUUUAUUUUAUGAAAAUCUUUGUUCCAGCUACAACUUCAUGAACGAGGACUGAAAUUACAACAAGCAAUGUAUGGUCAGGUAUAGAAUUCUCUCUUUGCCAAAAUUUGUAACUGUGAUUGUACUUCCAGGUCAUGUGUAGUCGUUCUUUAAUUUGCCAAAUAGUGUAAUGUUGAUCAUUUUCCUUUGUCUGUACAAUCCGUGAAGGACCAAAAUGCCUGUAAAACAGAUAGAGAACAAACGUGAUGCAGAUUAAAGAUAGUUACAUGGUUCUUGCUGGUUGCAGUUACAAAUGUUUGAAUGUUUUUGUUUUUAAAAGUUUAUGUUUUAAAAAAAUAUAUAAAUAUAGGCUUUAUAUGUGUGUGUGUAUUCUGUAGUUGUGUGCACACCGCACAAGGAAGCAGGCUCCUUAGAGAAUUUAGCCAAACUAUACUUGCAGGGAAGAAUGCAUACUUUGUGUGCAGCUGUAUGUAAUAGAUUAAGGAUUUGUGUCUGUGUUUGUGGAUGGCAAUACGGAUUUGUGUGCAUUCACGUGUGGCAGUACAGUACCUUAACAGACCAGCCAUCUCAACCACAACAAAUAAUUGUGCACUUGCCACUUGAUGUGGACCAGGCCAGCAACAAUCUGGGAUUAAGCAAGUUAUUACCUGGACUCUAACUUGUCUCUCUAUCUUGAGAUGGAUAGCCACAGACUGCAUUAAGUUCUUAGGGAGCUGCCUUAAAGGGAAACUCUAGUGGAAAUAUGCCUCUCUCCGUAUAAUACUGAGCUCAGCUUGCAAUUGGUGCUAUAAGUGGCACCGAGAGCAUAUCACAAAUGCCAUUUAUUAAAGCAGUAAGUAAUAUGUCCAGGUCCCAUGGAUUCCUCCUUCCAAUUUUUUUCUUAAUAAAAAGUUUAAGGUGUGAGUACUUCUGUGUAAUUCCCUGCCUUCUCAAUGUUUCGCAAAGUUGUAAAACGUAAAGUUCGUGAGAAUUAAAGAAGGUAUUUGUGGCCUGCUUAAGUUACUCUCAAUGUGUUAUAAGGUUAUCCUGCCUACACCUCAAGACUGUAUACUUUAUGGCUCGUUGGAUCUACUUUUUAGUGGGAUAUAGGUUUUCUUUUUCUUUUCGUAGUUCCUCAAACUGUUAAUCAAGGUGCAUACUGUCAAAUAUUGCACAUCCUCUGCGCAGGAUAUUAUUUUAUUGCUGUUACAAUGUGGUGUUUUUCUAUACAUGUCCUACUGUAUUACAUUGUGACAUAGCAAUAAAAUUCAAUUUACAAAAAAAAACCUUAAAAAAAAUUAAGCUUUUUCCAUAGCCCACCUCUUACUAGCGUAUUAGGUUUGCAACUACAUGUGUUCUACAGAUAAAUAAAACAAAGAAACAUAAUCACAUGCCAAAGCGACAAGUUUUGUUUAAGAUAAGAACGACAACUCCAAGGUGUAUACAUAUGUGUAGCAAGCCCUGCUUGGAACACGGCGCACCUCAUGUGUGCGUUAAAUUACUGUGGAACGAAAAUGAAACUACAGACUUUAAAUGGAGAACUACGAUUUAGCAUGCGUUGCAUUGAAGGUAAGGAAAAAUAAAAAUGGAAAGCAAAUGCUCUGCCUUUCUUCCACACUAGACUGAGGACAUCCUUGCCCUAAAACAUACUGCCAAUAGGUUACAGUCUCCCCAACUAGGAAUCCUACAUUUGAGCCCCCUAUGUAGUAAUAAAGAAAAUAAAAAGCUGUGUGACUGCAUAAUCGAACAGCCGGUUGGAGUGACUGUCAAGUACUGUGCAACAUGUGUAGUUGCCUACCUAGCAAGUUCGUAAUGGAUGGGUUAUGGGGAUGGGGGGUGUUACAUUUUAAAAGCUUUGCAGGACCUACCAACUAGUUGAGAUGGAAGUAACUACCCAGGGUUAAGUACUGUUACUUCUAUGCUCAGAGCGGGAGAUUAUUGUGCUCUCUUAUUUGUCUGUGUGUACGUUGACUGGGGUGAGAAUGUAACCGUCUCAUACACUUCAGUGAAAAUGCUGGGAAAAAGCAGUUCAGAGAUUAAUGACACCUAUGCAGAAGAGCCAAAGACACCGUGCAAAGCACAUCAUCAUAAUACAAAAAUGUCGGCUUAGUGCUGAGUAUGAUGGGCCAGUUUGGUAUUAAAUAACACAGCGUGACAGUCGUGUGUUUUUGUUUGCAUCUUCUAUUCCUAUACCAGUUCUUCUGUACAUUUGUAAUGUGUUUUUGAUUUCCUUCUUGUUCCUUCUGUCUGUCCAGGCCUGUAAGCUGUUGUCUGAUGAUUAUGAACAAGUCCGUAGUGCCGCAGUGCAGCUGACUUGGGUGUUAAGCCAGAUUUAUCCUGAAAGGUAAUAUUUCUGCGGAAAUCCAUAAUUCCUUUUGCUGUCAAAUUUGAGAAGUCCGAUUUUUGCUAUUCAGACAUAUCUAUCAUGUGGUGUUUUGCUAUAAUGCUAGGUCUUUCUGAAAAGAAUCUCAGUGCAGCUCUUGUUUAAACAUGUUGACAUUUAAAAUAAUUUUGCUUUCCUUCUGGUCACCUUACUACAAUAUAAUUGUAAAGCCAUUGUAUGAUUCUAGCAGGGCAAUAUAUUGGGUGAAUUAUUUGUUAAACAGUUAAGUGUGGUCAGUUGCCAAGACAAACACAUGUUGAGUCAAAGUGGCACUCAAUGGGAAAUUCUCCAACAUAACUCUUUUGGCUAGCAUUUCCCCACUUUGUUCUCAAGUAACUAAUAUGUGAAAACUAGUGUUCUUUUUUUAAAUAACUAUUGAUUUUUGUUUACAUAAUGAUACCCUGUAUUUGUAAUAUUGCUUUGUCUAUUAACAUAUUUUCCUUGUUUCUCCAUUCUUCUUCUUCAUGUUUCUUUGAACAUAUUUUGAAACUUGCUAUCCUAUACUAACUUGGCCAUGAUUUGUAUUUUUAUGAUUUCUAUACUGGGCUGGGAUUGUCUGUUCUUCCUGGCCCUAUGCAAUAACCUGAGACAGAGGGAUGUGCGUGCAUAAUAUCAUUUUUGUCUACUCAGCAUCGUGCCUAUCCCUUCAUCCAAUGAAGAGAUCCGUCUUGUUGAUGAUGCUUUUGGAAAAGUGUGUCACAUGGCUAGCGAUGGCUCCUGGGUGGUCAGAGUCCAGGCCUGCAAACUUCUGGUGAGAUAUCACUAAUUUAACAAUGGAAAUUAUGGGAUUGUUCAACUUUUAGCAUAUAGCCUGAGAGCUUGGGUGUUUAAUAAAAUAUGUUUCCUAGCUUUCUGAAUCCGUUUCUGUAAAUUUUGAAUAUUUUAGUUUGUUAGUUAUCCAGUCCUGCAUAAUAUGUUUCUAUAUUUAAAAGAAACCAAUAAUAAUUACAAAAUACUCAUUGGUUAAAGUCCUGAUUGGUAAACUUUAGCUAAAGUCCUGAUUGAUAAACUUUAGCAAUUUUUCAAUCUGUUCUUCUCAUGCGGGACAAUACACCCAUUGUGGAACCAUUUUCACAAUGUAGUGUUCUAGUUAAUGCUCUUUGUCUGGAAUACAUUCUAGAUGUUGUACAAUAUUGCAGUUACUGUGGAAUAACAAAGCAUAUUUUUGUUUCCAACCUUUUGAGAUGUGGUUUGAUGCAGCAGGUUCUGCAGAAUGAUCCCUAGCUGAAAAGGCUUAGAGUCUGAGUAGACUAUUGUAGGUUCUCUGAGAUUUCUCCUGGCAGAUUUGCUAAUAAACAUUGGAGAUAAAGUAGAAUACAGCUGAUUGUAUGGGAUACCUUUUUGCUGGUGUUAUGAAAUGCCACCUGGUUGGUAAGGUUUAGAAAUGUGGUAGAACCCUGCAGGUUUUAUGGGAUGUCUCUUUGUAGAUAAGCUAUGUUGUAGGACAGAGCAGGUUCUGUAGAAAAGUCGAUGCUUAUAUUGCUGCCUAAUGCAAUCUGUAGUGAAUGUCACUUGGACAGCCACUAGAGGGACUUACUGGAUGUGGUCCUGCAAAGAUUGAGUCAAUGCAUCUCUAUUAGGAGAUGGUGAUUGAUGCAGUGUUGUGAUUGCCAUGCAAGCUCAAUCCCUACGGGAAGCAUCAGUAAUGAUGAUCUUUGCCAGGGGAGGAGUCUCUGCUUUGGCGAGAUCAGUGCGCCAGGAGAAAUAAGAUGAGUAAAACUAUUUUCUUACUUCUAUUAUGGCUGGUAUAAAAUGCAAAUGAGCACAGGCAUGUUUGUAUUCCUAAUGCUAGAGUGUUUCAUUCUGGCUUCACUAUCAACUUGCAGACUGAAAUCACUGAUUUGGUUUUGUGAAGAUGUUCAAUAAUACGGUAUUUGUAGACCAGAGUCUAAGAAAAUACUCUGUGUCUUAAGAUAAAAUGAUCUCUACCAUAAUCUUGUUGUUUCUGUAUUUUCAAGGGGUCCAUGCAGCAGGUUAGUCCCCACUUCUUGGAGCAGACUCUGGACAAGAAAUUAAUGUCAGACCUUAGAGUAAGUAUUACCCUGAAUGCAUCUUACAAUGGAUGCAAUGUUUUUGCACAUCAUGCUCGAGAGCUUCCAACUUCACAAAUAAUAUGAAAGGAUGGUGGUUUUACUAGUCCUCAUUGUUCAGACAUAAUCUUACAAAUGGCAAAUAGAAUUAAUACAUUUUUCAUGCAGUUUAACUUUUAGAGCCAUAGUGUAUAAUAUUCUGCACUAUUUAAAAUGUAGUUGAAACUGGUUAUAUUUAAUGUAUAGUUGUUUUAAUUUACCGAAUAUAUUCAGUAUCCAAACUAUAUUUGAAUAAUCAUAUGCUGUAAAAUUGAAUGUGCAAUAUUUUUCUUCUUGCUUACAAUAAAUGGGAUUCUUGGGAAUUUUAGUGACACCAUCCUCUCACUUGUAUGUAUAUUGUAAAAGAUUUCUGUAUGCAAUUAUUCGAGUGCAUGUUCUCUACCCAGCGGAAGCGGACUGCACAUGAACGUGCUAAAGAACUCUACAGCUCUGGGGAGUUUUCAAGUGGCCGAAAAUGGGGAGAUGACACCCCCAAAGAAGAGCUAGAUACAGGAGCUGUCAACCUUAUUGAGUCCGGAGCAUGUGGAGCUUUUGUUCACGGUCUGGAAGAUGAGAUGUAUGGUAUGGAAAACAGUGUUAAUUGCACACUCACUAAUUUCCUUCUCUUUAAUCACUAGAGUUAUGUUUAACUACCUGACUCUUAGAAUGGAAGAAAAUUUUAACCACUUAAGUACUGACCUUAUUAUGAGUGGAACUGCUCUGUAAACUAAUAGUAGUCCUAUCAUAGCUUCUCUAAGCUUACACGUAGCCUAGUGAACUGGGCUAUAUACAGCUAUUUGUCUUUGUACGCGAGGUUCAUGCCUCAGAUCUCUCCUGGGAUGAAAGAGAGCUCAGCUCUCGCUCAAUGGCUGGAGCUACACCUGGAGAGAAAUGGUAAAAUAUAUCUAUAAAAUAAUUGGCAAGAUUUUGUGCUAAAAAUUCCAGACAGGGGACUUGCACCUUAUUUCUCCUCAGCAUGCUGAAGUGAUUAUGGCACAUAAAACAAUACUUUAACAUGUUCACAAACACAAACUAGGAUUUAUUUUUAUAAAUAGAUUUUGAGGACAAAAUAGUUUAAGCAAAGAGCACAUAUAGAAAAGCAAACAUUUGUAGAGUAUAAAAGAAAUAUCAGAGUUACAUAGUUACAUAGCUGAAAAGAGACCUGCGUCCAUCAAGUUCAGCCUUCCUCACAUAUGUUUUUGCUGUUGAUCCAAAAGAAGGCAAAAAACCUAGUCUGAAGCGCUUCCAAUUUUGCCACAAACUAGGAAAAAAUUCCUUCUUGACCCCAAAAUAGCAGUCAGAUGUCUCCUUGGAUCAAGCAGCUGUUACCCCACUAAUUAGAAAUGAUAUCCCUGUAUGUUAUGUUUUUGCAAGUAUUUAUCCAAUUGCAGUUUAAACAUCUGUAUAGACUCUGACAAAACCACCUCUUCAGGCAAAGAAUUCCAUAUGCUUAUUGCUCUUACUAUAAAAAAACCUUUUUUUUGCCUUAGAUGAAAUCUCCUUUCUUCCUGCCUAAAUGUGUGACCUCGUGUCCUAUGUAUUGCACUGUUUAUGAAUAGAUUUCCAGAUAAAGGUUUGUACUGGCCCCGAAUAUAUUUGUAUAAUGUUAUCAAAUCCGCUCUCAGGUGUCGUUUUUCCGAAUUUAAGAGAUUACAUUUUUUUAACCUUUCUUCAUAACUAAAAUGCUCCAUUCCUUUUAUCAAUUUUGUAGCUCAUCUCUGCACUUUUUCUAGUGCCAUGAUAUCUUUCUUUAGAACAGGUGCCCAAAAUUGCACAGCAUAUUCAAGGUGUGGUCUUACCAGCGAUUUAUAAAGAGGCAAAAUUAUAUUUUCAUCUCGAGAAUUUAUGCCCCUAUUUAUACAUAACAAAACCUUACUGGCCUUAGCAACGGUAGAUUGACAUUGCAUAUUGCUGCCUAAUUUGUUGUCUAUAACAAUUCCCAAAUCCUUCUUGUGUGUGGUUAUCCCUAGUUCACUACCAUUUAGGGUGUAAAUUGCUUGUGCAUUCUUAACGCCGAAGUGCCUAACUUUGAAUUUCUCUACGUUAAAUUUAAUCUGCCAUUUUAGUGCCCAGUCCCCCAAUCUAUCCAAAUCCCUCUGCAGCAAGGCAAUAUCCUGCUCACAUUUUAUUACUUUACAAAGUUUUGUCUCAUCUGCAAACACUGAUACAUGGCUUUCAAUGCCCAUUUUAAGAUCAUUUAUAAAUAUGUUAAAUAGAAGCGGUCCCAAAACAGAACCCUGAGGGACACCACUUACCACUUUUGUCCAGCUUGAAAAUUUACCAUUAAUGACAACUCGUUGUACUCUAUCCUUAAGCCAAUGUUCUACCCAAGAACAAGCAUAUUCAUCUAGACCAAUUUCUUUUAGUUUGAAGACUAACCUAUUUUGAGGAACCGUAUCAAAUGCCUUGGCAAAAUCCAAGUAGAUCACAUCCACUGCAACACCCUGAUCUAUACUUCUACUUACUUCUUCGUAGAAUGCAAUUAGGUUAGUUUGACAUGACCUAUGUUUCAUAAAACCAUGCUGAUUAUUGCUAAUAACACAGUUCUUCCCAAUAAAUUCCUGAAUAUUAUCCCAUAAUAGCCCUUCAAAUAAUUUCCCAGUCACAGAGGUUAAGCUCACAGGUCUAUAAUUUCCAGGCAAGGAUUUUGAACCCUUUUUAAAUAUAGGAACAACAUCUGCCUUCCUCUAAUCCUCCGGUACAAUACCUGAAACAAAAGGAUCUCGAAAAAUUAUAUUCUUUAUUUUAAGUAGAUUUUUGGGGUUUGAAAACAAAUCCAAUAAUUAUUUAACUGGCACAGACUUUGUAACUGCUAACCUCAACCUACAGCAUCUGCCUGAUUCACACAUCCAAUUUCUCCAGAAGGUGUAAUGGCAUAAAUAUUUAUUCAUAAACAUGUAGCAAAAACUCUUAAGGACAUGAUCUGAAUAAACUGUGGGUUUUUAUGUAUUAUUGAAAUGCAACUUGAAUUAUCUAAAGUUAGCCUGGGACCUAUGAUCUGAGUAUAAGAAUUACAGGCCAGCAAAUAUUAGUGUACCACAGAUUACCUUUAAAAAAACCAAACAAACAAAUAAUAUAUUAUAGAUCUGCAAAACUAACUAAAAAUGUAUAUUAGUAGACUGUAAAAAUAUUUUUUUGCAUCCACCCAGUGUACUUACAUAGAAACGUAGAAUGUGACGGCUGAUAACCAUUCGGCCCAUCUAGUCUGCCCAAUUUUCUAAAUACUUUCAUUAGUCCCCGGCCUUAUCUUAUAGUUAGAAUAGCCUUAUGCCUAUCCCACGCAUGCUUGAACUCCUUUACUGUGUUAACCUCUACCACUUCAGCUGGAAGGCUAUUCCAUGCAUCCACUACCCUCUCAGUAAAGUAAUACUUUCUGAUAUUAUUUUUAAACCUUUGUCCCUCUAAUUUAAGACUAUGUCCUCUUGUUGUGGUAGUUUUCUUCUUUUAAAUAUAGUCUCCUCCUUUACUGUGUUGAUUCCCUUUAUAUAUUUAAAUGUUUAUUAUAUCCCCCCUGUCUCGUCUUUCCUCCAAGCUAUACAUGUUAAGAUCCUUUAACCUUUCCUGGUAAGUUUUAUCCCGCAAUCCAUGAACCAGUUUAGUAGCCCUUCUCUGAACCCUCUCUAAGGUAUCAAUAUCCUUCUGAAGAUACGGUCUCCAGUACUGUGUACAAUACUCCAAGUGAGGUCUCACCAGUGUUCUGUACAAUGGCAUGAGCACUUCCCUCUUUCUACUGCUAAUACCUCUCCCUAUACAACCAAGCAUUCUGCUAGCAUUUCCUGCUGCUCUAUUACAUUGUCUGCCUACUGUUAAGUCAUCUGAAAUAAUUACCCCUAAAUCCCUUUCCUCAGAUGUUGAGGUUAGGACUCUAUCAAAUAUUCUGCCCUUGGGUUUUUACGUCAAAGAUGCAUUAUCUUGCACUUAUCCACAUUAAAUGUCAGUUGCCACAACAUUUUUCUAGUUUACCUAAAUCAUUUGCCAUUUGGCUUAUCCCUCCUGGAACAUCAACCCUGUUAGAUAUCUCAGUAUCAUCAGCAAAAAUACAUACCUUACCAUCAAGACCUUCUGCAAUAUCACUAAUAAAAAUAUUAAAGAGAAUGGGUCCAAGUACAGAUCCCUGAGGUACCCCACUGGUGACAGGUCCAAGCUUCGAAUAUACUCCAUUGACUUCAACUCUCUGUUGCCUUACCCAUUCAAAAAUAUUGGAAUCCAAACUCAAAGAUUGCAGUUAAUUGAUAAGCCUUCUAUGUGCAACAGUGUCAAAAUCCUUACUGAAAUCUAGGUAAGCAAUGUCUACUCACCACCCUGACCUAUAAUUUUAGUUACCCAAUUAAAAAAAAGGAUUAGUUUGGCUUGAUCUCCCUGAAGUAAACCAAUUUUGUCUCCGAUCUUACAAUCCAUGUGAUUUUAGAUGUUCAACAAUACUCCUGUUAACAAUGAUUGGUUAAAUAGAUCUGUUAAUGGUUUUGCUAGUACACCACUAAACUCUUUGAAUAUCGUUGAGUUUAUCCCAUCAGGCCCCAUUGACUUAUUUGUCUUUACUUUUGACAGUUGAAAUAGAACCUCUUCCUCUGUAAACUCACGUGUAACACACGCCUCAUUUGUCCUUUUUCCUAACGGAGGCCCUUUCCUUCAUUUUCUUUUUUUUUUUUUUUUUUUUUGCAGUGCAAUAUAUAAUAAGUCAUAACAGCAGGCGUGUGGUGCCCCAAUAGCAUUCCUCACGCUGAAUAUCAACAUUUUAACAAUGGGGUUUUCAUAAAUCCUUGCACAUUUUUUUGUUAUUUAGUCGAGAUUGUCCACGCUUAAGCUUUACGCUGAGUAUUCGGUUAACAAGUGGGCCUGGGUAGGUCUUACAAAAUCUUGGCCGCACAGUGCGUUAAGAUAGUUACACUAGUUAUUAGAUGCAAGAUAUAAUGAGAGUUACGGUUAUACAUUUUAGCGUUAAAGUUAACAUGAAUUCUUGCAGUGCCACAACAGCGACUGUAGGCAUAUUUUGAACAUCAGGUUGCUUUGGCGUGCAGUUAAAACAGCACGAAUUUUGUUAUUUUUCAUGUAAAAUUAACCCGCUAUAUAAAACAAGUAUGUUAGUGCAUAGAUUACUUUGCUAGACAAAGAGUUACAGACCUUCCUUCAACAAGAACAAUUGCAAACUAUUCAUCUGAACUAAAAGCUGUCUCAUCAAUCAGGUUAUAGGGCAAUUAUAACUUAAUCGCUUCCAGUUACAGGCUCUGUGCACUCCUACAGAAACUAACGUAGUGCAGGUUACAAAUGGUAAGUUAUACGCAGGCUUAGUUAUUACAUCUAAUGCAAUGGGUCACGAUGGGAUCUACAUGUUUAUGCUAGUAGAUGCAAAUUGUAGCUUAAGUAAAUGUGGGCUUUCAAGAAAAUUACACGAUUAGACUUCGAUUUUACCACUGCCAGAGUAGGUAGGCGGGCGGCCACCGGGGCCGAGUGUAUUCCUCUAUUAUUGGGUAUUACUAAUAGACAUAGUAGUAUAAUUGCGUGGCUAUGGUAUAUGUUAGAACACCUUUCAGGUGACAAGAGGUACAUAGGUAGCUGCUGUCUCUUAGGUAGCUGAUGUAAAACUACAGCUUCUGUUAUUUAGUCAGUGUCCUGUGGUGGUGUUAGAGUCUCUGAGCUGGCAUGUGUGACUCCUUCCCUUCGGACACUGAUCCCUCACCACGGCAGUUCAGCUUCACCGGUUCUUUUCUGUGUGUGGUAAGUCUCCCCAUAUCAGGCUCGUGUAGGCCCGUUUGGCCGUUACCCGCUGCAGCACACUUUCAUUUCGCGCCUUCUGCGCUUGGCCCCACCUGGGGGUAUCCAUUGCGGGCCCGGGGUCUCUCAUUCUCUGAUCAUGUCUGCGGUGUUCUUUUACUUGAAGCCAUCCGGCAGGGCAGAUGAAGGAACCGUGGUUCAAAAGGGGCUCCGUGGUGCAGGAGCAGAUAAUGUUCAGCUGUCUGCCGCCGCCAUUUUGUGAGGCAGUUAGAGAUUCUCCUCUCAGCCCCCGCCCGUCUCGGGCUCUCCCCAGUGGGGACCGGGAUGACCCCCCCGGUCCAAAGGGGGGGGAACAGGGCCGGCAAGCAACUCAGGCAGUCAGCCUGUGGCAGCAGGGGAGGGAGACGUAGCGGCGGCCGUCCACCACGCUCCCCUCCCGGGUAGGCCGCAGCCCUCGAAGCUCCGUGCCCCCUUCAGAGGAUCAGAACUCCCGAUCUCGGGGUCCGCCGCCGCUCCCACAGCUAUGGGUGUCUUUUGGCCCGUUUUGUGUGUGUUAAGAUCCACUGUGAAUAGCUUAAAAGACCGGGUUUCCCCAGAGCCUCUCCUGCAUGCGACCGGUCAGCAUGGCGGUCCGGCCCCGCCCCCUUCAUUUUCAUCUGUAAAUACUGAACAAAAAUAUUUAUUGAGGCAGUCAGCUGAAUAUUUUUGUUCAGAAUUUACAGAUGAAAAUGAAUACUGUGCCCAAAAAAAACCUAAAAUAUACCAAAAUAAUUUUUGCUCAUUGUGACUUUACAAAUAGAAAGUAAUGUAUAUGCAGGCAAGUUGUCCUUUUCCUAGUUUUUGCCAAAUCUAGCAGUAAUUCUUUCCCACAUAUAUUGAGUUUAGUGAAUUUCAUAAGCUUGGUGUGUCCAACCACAUCAUUGGCCUUAUAUGUAUACGCUAGCACUACCCCACAUAUAUACCUCUGCCAGAUUUUUGGAGAAUUCACAGGAUCAGAUUUGAGACCUGCCCUAAUUUUUACAUUCCUGUUGCCUCUUAUAAAAGUUGUUUGUUAAAUUCGCACUGUGUGUGGUACCUAACAGACCAGCACAAAACUCUGACUCUGUUUUUAAGCUUACCAUAGACCCUAUCCCUGCCUAAAACAAACCUUACCAAACCGUACCGCUGGACUCCUUCAUCGUGGCUUACAAUAAUCAGGACGCUGUAAUAGCCUGUUACAGAGAUACAAUACCAGGGUGGCUUCUGGAAAGCUAUUACUUUCUUGUGCUUGAGACAUCCAGCAAUAACCCAGUGUACCAAGCACUCCCGCCUGCCACCAGCAAUUCUCUGUGGCAAUAGGCAUCUGAUACCACAGCAAUCUGAAGACUUGAGCAGCCUGGGGAAGCUCUAUUGCCAGGCUGUAUCACUACUUAUAAAUAUGAAAAACAUGUUGCCAAUAUGAGGCAAUAUAUAAACCAAAACCACAUGGAGAGGCAAAAUUAGUAACCACAAAAGCCAGGUGCAAACCAUAUAAGCACUCAGGUGCUUAAUUACAGAAAUCUAUAUAUAAUACAGAAUGCACACUGUAACAACCAGAUAUCAAAUACAAAACUUUAAUAAGUAUACAAAUAACAACAAAUGACAAAUUGAAACAAAGUAACACAAUAAGGAAAAUAGUAAUCAAGAGUAAUUUACCCAAAUCUUUCAACACAAGUAAUGAGACAAUAACAUAUUGUUAAAUAUGUUGUUAUGGCUUUGUACUAGCAGCGUAUUUUUGACAUUCCUCCAGUGAGGUCCAAGCUGUUGGAAUACACUGCAUGCAGUUCUCAUUCUUCUGUUGAGUGAGUGCAGUCACAGAACAUUGUAGGUGAGAGUCACAGCUAUAUUUAUAUUUGCAUUAUUAUUUAUAAUUCUGCAUUAUAUAUUAUUGUAUCAUUAUGUAUAAUGUGCAUUUGAUUCUGUUAUAUGUUCUACAAUUGUGUAAGACUAGAUUUUACUAAAUAUAAAUACAUUUCUUUCUAAUUUAAAGUCAGAUUAUGCUCAACAUUUCCAUAGAUUUUAUUGACCAUUUGCUGUUCAUGGGUUUUUAUCAUGACUUUUUUUUACCCCAGAGGUAAGGAUAGCUGCUGUGGAAUCUCUCUGUCUGCUGGCACGAUCCUCUCGUCCCUUUGCGGAGAAGUGCCUGGACUUCCUGGUGGAUAUGUUUAAUGAUGAGAUUGAGGAGGUCCGUUUGCAGUCCAUCCACACUAUGCGCAAGAUUUCUGACAACAUCACUCUGCGGGAAGACCAGCUAGAUACUGUACUGGCUGUGCUGGAGGUAGGUGUUUUUCUCCUUAAAUUAAUUUUCCCUGUCAUUUACAUCAGUUGCCCCGGAUGGGACACUCUAUACUGAUAUGCCUAUUUGUACUUAAAAAAGAAAUGUAUUAUGAUGCAAAAAUAUCAUGCUAAACUGGCAUAGCAAGUUCCGUAUUAAAAAUGUAUAAUUAUACCACAAUCUACCCAUUUAAUGUCUUUAUACACAGAACACUAUGCCUGUGUAUCAAGAUAUUAAAUAGCCUCAAUUUAAUAUUGUUUUAUAAGCUUUCCAAAUGAUUUAAUAUUUCGGGGUAAAUAAUAAAAAUUAUUUAAUAUUCUGAAAAAAUAUAAAAAAAUAUUUAAAAAAAUGUUGUUUUUUUUUGUCAUAUUGAUAUAUUUUUAUAUAUUGAUAUAUAUAUGUUUUAUCUUUUAAUAUGUUGAAAAAAAUAAUUUCAAAAAGUUUAUCCAAUGAUAUUAAAUCAAGGCUAUAGUGGUGUGCAUAUAUAUAUUAUUAUUAUUAUUAUUAUUGGUAUUUAUAUAACGCCAGCAUAUUCCGUAGCGCUUAACAAUAUUAUCAAAGGGAGAGAUUUAACAAUAAAUUAGACAAUUACAAAAACUUAGAGGAACAAUAGGUUGAAGAAGGCGCUGCUCAAACAAGCUUACAGUCUAUAUACACUGCCUGGCCAAAAAAAAGUCGCUACCUGGAUUUAACUAAGCAAAUAGGUAAGAGCCUCCUAUUGGAUAGUUACUGCAUGGAUGAUUAUCUUUCAGCUGGCAACAAGUUAUUUAACCCCUACUGAUGCAAUGAGUAGCUUCUCAUUUCUUAAACAACCAUGUCGAAAGAGGCUGAAGGGUCAAAUCACUGGCAUACAUAAAGCAGUAAAAACUUCCAAGGAGAUUGCAGAAACUACUAAAAUUGGGUUAAGAACUGUCCAACUCAUUAUUAAAAACUGGAAGGAUAGUGGGGAACCAUCGUCUUUGAGGAACAGAGGCAGAUGAAGUGAUGCAUUCAUCAUGCCUACUGUACGAACCUGUGGGGGCAGCGCUAUGAUCUGGGGUUGCUGCAGUUGGUCAGGUCUAGGUUCAGCAUCAUUAUGUGCCCAAAGAAUUAGGUCAGCUGAAUAUACUGAAUGACCAGGUUAUUCCAUCAAUGGAUUUUUUUCUUCCCUGAUUGCACGGGCAUAUUCCAAGAUGACAAUGCCAGAAUUCAUCGAGCUCAAAUUGUGAAAGAGUGGUUCAGGGAGCAUGAUACAUAAUUUUCACACAUGGAUUGGCCACCACAGAGUCCAGACCUUAACCCCAUUAAGAAUCUUUGGAAUGUGCUGGAGAAGGCUUUGUGCAGUGGUCCGACUCUCCCAUCAUCAAUACAAGAUCUUGGGGAAAAAUUAAUGCAACACUGGACGAAAAUAAAUCUUGUGACAUUGCAGAAGCUUAUCGGAACAAUGCCACAGCGAAUGCGUGACGUAAUCAAAGCUAAAGGCGGUCCAACGAAAUAUUAGAGUGUAUGACCUUUUUUUUGGGUGGCGACUUUUUUUGGCCAGGCAGUGUAUAUUUGAGGGUAUAGGGCUGGCUACAAUUACUUAAGGAACGCGCCUCUCAAUAGCAUUCAAUAGCAUUUUCACAAAGCGAUUGUUGUGCCUUAGUUAGCUGUUCUCUUUCACUUUCCUUCUCUUCAGGACACUGCCCACUCAACACAGGUGAUCCUUAUUACUCCAAUAUUUAUUUGGCAUUUACAUUUAAAAAUGCAAAUUAGGUUGUAUAUCUAGAUUUUGUUGUGAACAGUCAUCUAGAACAUGGAUAUUCUAGAGCAGGGGUUGGCAACUAUCAUCAUUUUCUUUUCUUUUUUGCAGGAUUCUUCUCGGGACAUCAGAGAAGCUCUGCAUGAGCUGCUGUGCUGCACUAAUGUGUCUACCAAGGAAUGCAUCCAGCUUGCUUUGGUAGAACUUCUAAAGAACCUGUCAAAGUAUCCAACUGAUCGAGACUCCAUCUGGAAGUAAAUAUCUGACACAUAGGCAAACAUACCGAUUGGUAAUGGAAGCAACUCUUACCAAUAAACUUAAUAGGAUAUUACUUGAGGUUUUUUUUUUAAUGGAGUCCCUUUGCUUUUUGUCAAACUGUUUCAAGUAGUCUGCCAAAAAUUUUUUUUUUUUUUCUUGGCACGAUAAGCCCAACAACCUCUCUGGCUUCUACAUCAUAAUCACAAUGUAGUGAAUACCCUCCUAGAGGAAUGUAAACUGCAGGUAUCAGUCGGGCAGACUAUAAUUCUCACCGUCCUUACACCAAUUAUUAACAGAACAGUCCCAUAGGAACUCCUGGUGUGUAGUUUGCAUUUGACAUGUAGUCUUCGAUUUAAUACGUUUUCCAAAAGAUUCAAUACCGUUAUAAAAUCUAUCCAAAUGGUUUAUGUAUUGAAGUCACCAUGAAAGUCUAUGGGAAUUUUUACAGAAAAAUUAUUUAGAAAGUUUUUACUAACAGUAUUGAACCAUUUGGAAAGCUCAUUAAAUCAAGGCCUUAGAUAUCAAGGACACAUGAAUGAAUAAUACUGAGUUUUUAGGUAAUUCUUGUAGUCGUGCUGUUUCUCCUUUUCCCCCAUUUACACUCUGCAGAAUAUUUUUCUUUUUAAACCUUCAUUAACAUUUUCCUCUGUUGCAGGUGUUUGAAAUUCCUUGGAAGCCGACAUCCCACCCUUGUACUUUCCUUGGUCCCAGAGCUUCUCAGCACCCACCCGUUCUUCGAUACUCCAGAGCCGGAUAUGGAUGAUCCAGCCUGUAUCCUUUCUGCCAUGUUUUUAGGAUCCGCUUGUUUUCUGUGGCUCUAUGCAACUAGGUGACUUCACACGUUUGUUCACUCUGCUAGAUUUGAUACAUUGUAGCAAAAAAAAAACACAUAUAUAAGAACAGAUUUAUGUAUACUUAUAAGUGAGACAAAAAUAGUUUUGUACUGAUAAAUAUGCAGACUCCUCACUUAUCUAAUGAAUUCACAUUGGGGCAAUUAGAGGCUGUAAUUGUAUUGUGUUUGUGUGAUUAUGCAAUGUAUUCAUUUUUAGACUUCUUAACUGAAGUGUUCAUUUAAAGGAACACUAUAGGGUCAGGAACACAAACAUGUAUUACUGACCCUACUGUGUUAAAACUACUUGGCUGAUCUCAUCAGAAGUUAAGGAGGACACAGCCCUGGCCAAUCAGCAUCUCCUCAUAGAGAUGCAUUUUUAUGAGGAAAGUUCAGUGUCUACAUGCAGAGGUUGGAGACACUGACUGUCCCCAGGAAGCCCCUCCAGCAGUCAUCUGAGGAGUGUCCAAUGGAAUUAUUACUAGGCUGUAAUGUAAACACUGCAUUUUCUCUGAAAAUACAGUGUUUACUGCAAAAAGCUUGAAGGGAAUUAUUAUACUCACCAGAACAAAUGCAAUAAGCUGUAGUUGUUCUGGUGACUAAAGUCUAAACAUGAUUUGUAUGUCACAAAACCUGUGAGCAUUUUACUAAGGAUGGGGAGUAGCCAUAGUUUUGUACCUGUCGUCUAUGGUAAGGGACAGAGAGAUAGAGAAAGGAAUAUCUUUGCUCACUUGUACUUUUGCACCAUUGCGUGUCCCUAAAUUUGUUUUAGCAACGCUCUCAGUAAUACCUUUCCUAGAGAAUGAUCAGGUGCCUGUCUUCUGCAGUGUGUGUUUUAUUUAUUUUUUUACUUUAUUUGCCAUGAAGUAAGACUUGUUCCAAAAACUGCAUAAGAUUGGCAGAAUGUAGAAUGUAAACAGAACACCCCAUGUAAAAUGCACGUGAUAAAAGAUUUCUCAAAAGUAUAAAUAUUACUUUUAACCUGCUGAGUGUUUGAUGUAAGGAAGGUAUUGGUAUUUGUCAACCUCAGUAUGCAGUCUUCAUCAUUUUUGACACCUAUUACAUCGACAUUGCUGUAUGUGAACUUUAACUUUGCUAAUCAGAUAUUGCUGUUUUGGUUUUGAUAUUUAAUGCUGCCAAGAUCUGUCCCACGAUGCCAGCAUUGUUUUCUGAUCACACCUUUCGCCAUUACGCCUAUCUGCGGGACAGCCUUUCCCACCUUGUGCCAGCUCUCAGUGUAAGUUUAUAAAAUGAUCAGUUUGGGGAUUUGCUGCCAGAAAAGGGAAUGACUAUAGGGUGAUACCCAAGGGUACAUCAUUCUGCACAUUUAGGUAAUGUAGAUUUGAUAUGCUCUAAAUGGUGAAUAGAGCUUUGAAGUUAAUUUCAUGAGCUGGGACUAGAAUAUUUAUUUUGGCUUGCACUAAGUCACUACAAUCCUAUCUCUUCUGCAGCUUAUGUGUGUGUAUAUGUAUGUAUGUAUGUAUGUAUAUAUAUAUAUAUAUAUAUAUAUAUAUAUAUAUAUAUAUAUAUAUAUAUAUAUAUAUAUAUAUAUAUAUAUAUAUAUAUAUAUAUAUAUAUAACCUAUAUCUAUGUAUGUACCAAAUGUGCUUAGUUUCCAUAAUGUUUCUCUAUCAAACAUUAUAUAUAUUUAUAUAUAUAUAUAUAUAUAUAUAUACACACACAUACACACACAAAAAGAAAGCGGCUCGAUCCUCCUUUUCCUACAGAGCACCGCAAUUAUGGAACGACCUCCCGCACACUUUCAAAUCUUCCACAAUCCUAAAAUACUUUAAGAGAUCCCUCUCUACAUAUCUCAAAACAGAAUGCACCUGUCAUGGUUGAUUAUAUAUUUCCUAUCUGUUCUAUGUAAAAUUUUGUAUAUAUUUCGUAUUAAUAUUGUUUUUGUAUUUUAUUGUACCCUAUUGUAUCAAUGCAAUGUUUUGUGAACCCAGGACAUACUUGAAAAUUAGAUAAAUUUCAAUGUAUCCUUCCUGGUAAAAUAUUUGAUAAAUAUAAUUUGUGUAUUAAAUACUGAUCCUUAAUGAAUUACAUUAAUAAAAUAUGUUGUGUCAGAAUAGGUCUCAAAAUGUGCUUCCCUAUAGUGCAGGUCCAUGGGUAGCACUGUCAUAGGCGACAUUACCUCUAAUGUAUUAAUUCCCUUUUAAAAACUAAAAUAAUAGUUACUCUUCACUGUAGAUUAAUCUGUUCUCAUUCAAGUAUGUUUGUUGUUAUGAUGAGCUAACACAUACCAAUGUAAUGUUACCUUGCGGACAAGUGUGGAUGCUGUUGGCAUUCAAACUUGUCUUCUGCAUGCCAGCUCACAGAUUAAUAUGUCAACUACAGCUAUUCUAACUAUAGAAGAGUCUGAAGCCGGCUAAGUUUGUUCCCACUACAAGAAAUCUAUUAUCCGUCUAUGUUUAAACAUGGUUUCUCCUGACUGUUAAGAUUUAUUUAUUUUAAUCUUCUUAUCCUCAGUUGCCGGGUGUGAAGUGGUCAUGGAUUCCAGAUUUGGAAAGAGAGGCCCCUCAUGAAGACCCCUCACAGCAGUUCCUGCAACACAGCCUGGAGAGAGUUCAUAACCUUCAGCACCUUGGUUCACAGGGGACACAGGAACUGCUCGAAUUCACCAUUCGGUAAAUAAAAUCACAAUUGUAUCUGUCUUGUCAUAAAUAUCUUCAAGGUGCAUAUACCUCCAGUACCAUGCCAGCUCCUUGUAACUUCAUUCAACUUCCACUGCAUUCCAUUUGCUUGAUACAUUUAUGAAAACCAUAAAAAGUAAGAUUAAUGAAAUAGGUGUUACACGCACUGAUUUAUAUAUUGUAGGGCAGUGAAGGCUAACCUUUUGGCAUUGUAGCUAAAUAUCACCACUUGGGCUCUUUGCAUAAUUUGUUGAUGGUGGCAUCGUCGCUGAGUGUCCAGGGAUGCAGGGGAAGAGGAAUUAUACUUACCUAAACCUUUGCCUCGCUGGAACAACCAUGUUCUUUUGUCAGGUCCUCUUUAACUCCUGGAGAUUCAGCAUGCGCAUGCAUGAGUACAUGGAGGAUCCUACAAGAUCGCGGGACUCUCCAUAGACAGAGCCUUUUCCCUACUUUGCUUUAGUAUAUCUUUUGCCUAGGAUGGAAUUUCAGUGAUUGUACCUGUAUGAAAUACUCAUUUUGGGAGGGGGGAUGUUAAUACAAUAACACUGCUGUGAAAAAGAUUGUCCAUCACUGUCCUGCAGUAUUUAUAUCUGUUAUAAUGACUCUUUACAAUGGAGUUGUAGUGCUUAUGGAGCCUGGAGUGUUUUUUGUAAGAUUAAAAAGCAUGUUGUUUUUUCUUUCCUUAGUGAUCUGCAGAGAAUCGGAGAGCUUCAGUACGAGCUUGCGGGAAUGGCAGAUUUCUCUGCUACUUAUCUGCGUUGCCACUUACUGCUGAUCAAGGUUUGGUUUUCAUUGUAUUUUCAGUGAAUUAGGAAAGUGAAAGAGUCCAAUGUUGCUUGUGGGAGUAGCCAUCUUUAAAGUAUAUUUGUCAUGCGUAUACUGACUUGUACUCUGGAGUGGAUAUGCAACAAAAACAAAGCAAAAUAAGCUAAAGUCUUUUGCAGCUUAUGAGCUAAAAUUAAAAAAAAAGCAACCCCUCUCCCAUCCCCCCACCUUAAAAUAUUCUUCUAGUUUUACCUCAAAAAGGAGCUAAACAACUAUCUGGUGUCAAUUGCAAUCAAUCCCUGUAUUAACAUGCUGUAUUAUAAAUGUUUAUUUUCUUCUCUGCUAAAAAUGCAAAGUUAUGUCAGUUUUAAAAAGGACCUGCUCAUUUGGACAAGACAGCCUCUCUAGACAGAGACCAGGCAACAUUAUUCACAUGCACUAAACAAAUGGUAUUUCUAGUAAGCUGAAAUCCUGUGUGUCUGUUUUCCCAUUUCUGCUGCUUUAUUUAAAAACAUUGCAAGCAUCAGCUGUGACAAAUCUAUUUGUGUUCUAUUUUCAGGCCUUGCAUGAAAAGCUGUGGAGUCUUGCAGCUCCUCUCUAUGUCAGUCAGAAUUCUGUGACAGCUGCUGCAGUGAAACAGGUAAAUUAAGAAUUAGUGUGUCAAACGGCAAUAGCUUGGUAGUCUAAGUAGCACAGUCUAAAAAAACAAACAAAAAAAAACAAAAACCCUCCUUUCGACUAUUCAGUAAAAGUUUAUAAAUAAUCAUUAUUUUGUGGAUAAACCCAGUAAUCUUCAGGUUCUUGAUUCUAUUACUAGAGAUAAGUUAAUUUGUAGUAAUUACAUAGCUAUUUUACUUUUGCAUCCUAUGGGAAACCUGCCAUUCUGCUAGCAGACAUAAACAUAUCCCUAGUGAUAAAAUCCAGCCCCUUUUGUCUAUCCCAGUUUUAAGACCUGUGAUAAAGUAUUAAAAACAAGCAAUGUGAGCUGCCUGUCAGGAAGAAGUUAGGUGCAUGCUGGUAAUAUAAAGCAGUGUGAGCUGCCCGUCAGGAAGAAGUUAGGUGCAUGCUGGUAAUAUAAAGCUUUUCACACAUUGUAGAAUUUGCUACACUAUAACAAUGACAAAAGGGAGAAUCAUCCUGACAGACAAGGAAAGAGUGACUUAGAGAGAAGGAAUGAUGUACAAAGCCAUUGAGGUAAAGCAACACAAAGACGGUGACAGAGAGAGAUAAAGGAGAAAGUUAUACUGAGGAAAAAGUGACACCAGAGUGGAGACAGUGGGGGAUGACACCGAGUGAGAAAAAGAGAGAGAAAGUUACAUUGAGGGAAAGCGAUACAUGACAAGGGAAAACAUUUUGAAUGCAAAAAGGGCAAGCAGAGUUCAAUCCUAAAGCCAGUAGAUGUAGCUAAGGUUUAUACCCAGAAAAAAACACACAGGCUCACAGGAAUGGCAUAAACACAGAGUAACGAUUACACAAAGACCAUGAUUAUAGAACAAGCUGCUCUGCAGUGGCUUAGCAUCAUUUAGAUAGGCUGGAUUAAUUGCAUGACUUCUUCCCUUUUAAUUCUUAAAGUUCUUAGAAUUUAGUCAUUAUGACCCCCAGAGUUGGGAGAAUGAUAGGAAUCAACACUUGCUGGUUCAUUUUCAUAUCUCGGUAGCUAUUGUGGGUGCGUCGGCGUAGUGACAAAGUUAUGUUCCAGGAUUCAGAGUUCCAUUUCCUACUGUAUGUCUUUGUCUGUUUAGAUUUUUUGGAAACCAUAUGUAUGUUGACUGAAAUGUGUUGUUGGGGAUUACAGUUUCACUUUUCAAAAGAAGUGUUUAAUUAGCAUCUCUACUUUGUUCUUAGAUUUUGGAAGAAACUUACAAGAUGGAGUUUAUGUACAGUGGACUUGAGAACAGACAGGUGGCUAUAAUACAUCACAUGAGGCUACAAGCAAAGGCUCUACAGCUACUAGUGACAGCCCGAACUACUAAGGGGUAUGCUACAUCGAAACGUUAAAACAUCCUGAAACAGCAGAAAGUACCUCUUGUAGACCUCCACUAGAGGCAGACUGAACCCUUCAAUGAAAGCACUGUGUUUUCAGCUGUAGGGCUAAGGGAACAGGGACACUGCUCCCAGACCACUUCAAUGAGAUGAAGUAGCCUUUAUCAUCCUUCUUUUAUCAGCCACGGUUAAUGUCAAUUCAGAUAUCCAGGUGGUUUAGUGGGUAUUUGUAACCGUUUAUAUUUGUUUUAUUUGAAACUGAUGUAACCUCCACAGCGUAAUUCAUCUACUUUGUUACUAUUUGUAACUCUAGUAUGGAGAUCACAGAGUUGACUCCUAGUUUGCUUUUUUUUUUUUUUUUUAAUAAACUUGACGUUUCAGGUUUAAGUAAUAAACCAGUCCUGUGCUGGUUUGACUGUCUUUGGGGAUAUCGGAUGUCUAUACCUGAGCGUCUAUCAAGUUUAGAGAAUAAAUCCAUAGGGAGUGAAUAGAGAGGUCAACUUUAUUGAUAAUGGCUAAAAGAAGCACUUGCCAGGGAUAGACUGCAAUACAAAAUUCAGGAGUAUAUUUAUUUUUUAGAAAAACAGGAGUUAAACAUUUUAUGUCAACAAUAAUAAAAAAAUGUUUUUAAAGGUUAAAUUGAAAGCCUUUGUUAUAUCUAUAUAGUGUUAACGUAUCCUUUGUUUACUUUUUCUCUGUCUCUGUCAGCGUGGAACCGCUGUUUGGAAUGUGUGAACAAUUCCUCCAAGAGGUGGAUUCUAUUCAAAGGUUGUUGAAUUUUCUGAUCUGUUUUGUUUUGCUUGUAUUUAAAUGUAUGCAGAAGAAAAGCUAUUGGAUCCUUUUUCUUUUUUUUUAUUAUUUAUGUUAAGUUUCAUCAGUAUACAUACUGUCAAAAAGAGACAUUAGAAUUUUAAUCCCAGAAACAGGCGGCUGUUAAACCAAAUAAUUUGCUUGAACUGCUGGUGUUAUACAAAUAAAUCCACAAAUCAUCCUUAAGGAGUGGGGUGGGGUCCGUCUGUUAAACUUUGUUGAUAAUGCUUUUUAAUAUUAUUUAAGGAAUGCUAAUGUGAGAGGGAAAAAUGAUCAAUCGCAAUAGUAAUGUCUUCUAUUUUCUAUUAACUAUUUUAGUGAGAGAGCAAAACGGAAGAGGAGGAAAAAGGUGGGGUGGGAUGCUCGUACUCUUACAAAUUUGUGGGUGUAUUCAUGUGUUCACUGCUAAUUGUAUGCGUUUUACAAUGUCUAUUUCCUAUUCCCUACAGAUGCUUUAUUUCAGAGCUCCCUCAGAUGCAGGACAGUUUUGUGGAUAAGCUGCUGGAUCUCAUGCCAAGACUGGUUAACUCAAAACCUCUAGAAAUGGUUAAAAUUCUCCAGACAACUUUGCGACAAAGCAGCUUCCUCCAUCUAACCCUUCCUGAGCAGGUAAAGUCCUUUCUCUAAUCACCAAAAGGAGAGACGGAAUGUGGCAAUGAUUCUAUUAUUAAUGUGUGACUGUCAUGCAAAAUGGUUUGAUUUCAAAUGAUUCUUUACGUGUGUGUAUAUGUAUUAAGGAAAAUUGUUUCAUACUUACCGUAAUUUUCUUUUCCUGAUCAUUAUUCAUGGCAGCUUUUACUCAUAGGUUAUCCUGAAGAAAUAUAGAGCCAGAUAGGAAUUAAGGCCAUGAUAGCCAAACCUAGAGAAGUAACAAGGCUAGACAAACUCUCGUAAUGAACCCAUCUUGUAAUGGAUUAAAAAAAAAAAAAUUUUUUAGAAAACCUCUAUGAAACCCAGACACGGUCUAGAAAUUAUAGAUUCAUUAUGUCAACAAUAGAAGAUAAUGUCCUUCUCUGAUAUAAAUUAAAAACCAAAUAGAUGGCAUCAUCAAAUCAGAACCUUGACAAAGGCAUAACUUCCAGAGAUCAUACUGGAACAAGCAGAUAAUGUUGGAUGAGAACGGUCACACCAUGCUAUUAAACAGGGGGAGAAUUACACUGAGAAUCCUACUACUUUCUGGAUGGAUUUAUUAAAGACAAUUCACACUGCUUCAUUUUGCCUUGUGAACUACUUACCUGUAGAUACAGGAAAUAAAUCAAUAUCUGCCUGUCAGAAAGAGGCAGAGCCUAGUAGAGAAAUAAGAGUCUGUUAUUAAAACACUGCAACAAUGACUAUAUAUUGCAAAAUCAGACUCACAACCAUACCUCACACUGUGAAUGAAUUGAUACAGUAAUGAUCAGUCACAGGAGAGGUAGAAACUAAUAACACAAAUAGAUAUUACUAGGCAAAGGCAAGAAGAACCAUAUCAUACAGAUUAGUUAAAAGAAACAUCGGUAUGAACCGUAGAAUUUGUGGCAACUACUAAAUUAUAUGUAGGCCAACCGCGUCAGUACCUACAUUCAAAGAUAAACCGAUUGUAAAUGGUACAGAUUAUACCAAACAGUAAAAUCAAAAUGAUUAGAGACUGUUGUGCGAUAUAAGUAGGAGUUAUAUAAAAGGCAGGAGACUAAUGUGAAAGUAGUAACCAGAGGCACAUUAUACAUUGUGGCAACAGACACAUAAUAAGCAGGGUAGUAGAAGAUAUUCAGUUAUCCUUAUGAGAACAACAACCGCAUACUUACUCUGACCUUAUCUUCUGAUAGUGAUGAAGUACUUAUGGCAGAGCCUAUGGUUAUAAUAAGAUCAGUCUGCAGCUUGUUUUACCUGCAUAGAUAUCAACACCAAUCCAAGCAUAUAAUCAACAAGUAUUUUCACAGAACUCCAUGCACAGAUUAUACCACUCACAUAUACGGAGGUUGUGACUAACAGAAACCCACACACACAGGUUGUAUUAGAUUGGACUCGUAUAUAGAGGAUGUGUCUUAUAUCAUUCACAUAUAUUGUGUUUCCACUAAUACAUCAAGCAUAUAGAGAACAGAUAUACUGAAGCAAUGUCUCCAACUUACAUACAGAGCAUAUAGAGAACACACACUGAGGCCGAGUCUUCAAACCAACUCUUACAUAGACAAUGUAGUGGAUACAUAUACUUUGGCUGUGUCCUCAUAGUAAUUCAUACAAAGAGCAUUCAACCAUACAUAGAGCAUAUAGUUGAUACUUAUACUGAGAGCAUAUACAGGACACACACACACACUGAGACGGAGUCUUCAUACCAAUUCAUACAUAGAGCAUAGAUUGGAAACCUACUGAUGCUGUACCACAAACCAGUUCAUGUACAGAUAUUGAGGCCCAGUGGUCUGAUAUGCAGUAUAUUCUUCCACUGUGUGCAAAAGCCUGCUUAUUUGUGAUAAUGCACAGAUAACAGCAAUCAAUGCCACAUGCCUUCAUAGAAACCAGUGUCUGUGUGGACUUAGAGCUAGUUUUUAAAACCUGUCAUAUACAUGUGUGUACUUCAAUCAGUCACCCAAGAAAGUUCUCUUACGUUGGAUAUUUCUCUGUCUUCAGGACUGUGGAAUACCAGCAGACUUUAAACAGCCAGGAUAUCCAUUAUUAGCACUCUUUUGCACCAUGCCUCCUUGCAUUAUCAGCACUAUUUUUAUGCAUCCUUUCAUGUAAAAACUUACCUAAAUGCUCACCACACAAACCUCCUAAAUGUGACCUGUUUGUUAGAAGGAAGCCUAAUGUAAGCAGCUGGGAGGGACUGAAAGAACAGAGACCCAGGUGCCCAUACUAGUUUUAAUCUAAAUUACUAUUGCACUUACCUGAACAGUUGCAGGCCUGUGUUUCAGCGGCAAAAUGGGGAUUUGAACAACUGACAGCCUAAACUGUUUAAACUAUAGGCUUCCAUCUGUACCCCAUAUGCCGUUCGUCAUCAGAAGUGGGAGAAGGUUUAAACCAAACCCCAGACAAGGUGGAAAACAUAGAAGAGGCAUGCACACGUAGUCACCUUAUGGAAGUGCUGUAUACUGGGUCUUCAGGGAUAAAGGCUUAGACUCGGCUGGGCCUCAUGUAUGCAGUGGACCGCUGUCAUCCCCUCAGGGAGAGAGAUAGGUCAGACCCCUGGUUGCUGAAGGAGGUACCCAGGCUGGCAACUCUUACCGAUAUGCUGUUUGCUGGGUCUUCAGGGAUAAGAGGCUGAACCCUGGCCUGGCUUCAUGUAGGCAGUAUAUCACAUUCAUCCACUGAGGGGGUACCCAAGCUGGCCUGUUGCUGGGUCUUCAGGGAUAAGAGGCUGAACCCUGGCAUGCAGUGGACCAUUUUCAUCCCUUUCAGGGAGAGGUUGGGUCCGACCCCUGGUUACUAAAGGUGGUACCCAGGCUGGCUACCUUACAAUAGUGCUUUGCUGGGUCUUCAGGGCUUAGAGGCUGAACCCCUACAAAAAUAUUGCCUGGUGAGCAUAGAAGAAACAAAUCUAGGCCUGCAUAAGCAGACUCCUUCCAAACUGCUGUGCAGGACAGGAAAAAAGACUGCCUGAUGGGAAGGGGGGAUGAUCUAUUUAUACCAGUUUCAGAGUUCUAUUUCCUGUCCUUUCUGCUGUAAGGGGAGGAGCUAACCCAUGAGUAAAUGCUGCCAUGUUUGAUCAGGAAAAAUGCGUGCAUUAAUACAAAUAAAUCAGCCAGAUGAACUGAUAACAAAUGCAUAAAUUCCGAUGCGUUUAUCCAAUUUCGACUUUAAAUCUAGCCCAUUCAGAUCACAGGUAAACAUGACAAAUCUAUAUGCUGCAUUUUUCAUCUAAUGUGGCAGCCAUAUUGGGAAAGAAGGAAAAAAAUUUUAAGUAUAUACUUAACUCUGGAGUUAUCUAUAAAAAGUGUUCUGAAAAGAGGUGCAAAGAUGUAAAAGGGGCAGAACCACCAGUUCAAGGUGGCUGCUGGUUCCCGUGGUGACCACUUUUUAGAGAACUCAUUUUUAUACAUAACCCAUCUAUAGUAUUUGCUUACAGUUUUGCCAAUGUGCAGAUUACAUUUUAACCCCUUAAGGACACAUGACAUGUGUGACAUGUCAUGAUUCUCUUUUAUUCCUGAAGUUUGGUCCUUAAGGGGUUAAUAUAUCUGAAGCUGAUCAUCCACAUUUUACUUAUAGAAGUGUCACCAGAAAUACUGUUUACUAUCUCAACAGUUGUUGUAUGUCCUUCGUGCACUCAUUUCAACUCACAAUGCUUAUUAUAUUAUUAUAAGGUUGUAUUUGCACAGGGCAUGUCUAAAGUUCAUGGGUGUGGAAUUACUAUCACCUGAUGUCUGGGUCAUGUAGUGCCAUGUAGGUCAUGUAAUGCCAGACAGGAAUUCUUUUCCACAGGAAAGUGACAGGGUUGCUAGUAGGGCAACAGCCCCCCACCCAUAUGCCCCCUUUGCAAAGCCAAGCAUGUGCUCUGCUCCUGCGGCAGGUACACACUGCUUUAAGUGCUCCCUUGUGAGCCCAGUGCCUAGUGAAUGCGUUGGAGUGGAUCCACCAGGUACUUUGGACGGGAAGUAGUGAUUACUGUGGUAUGUACCUUUAGAGGUGCAGACCAAACACACCCUUGCUGGACCAUAAGAUUUUUUUUUAAUUUUUUUUUAAGGAAUGGUAAACAGGACGAGCAACAACACAAUGCACUAGCACACACUCACUGCAAGCAGCUGACGCAAAGCCACCAAACACACACUCUAGACAUACACUUUGGGGGAGAAAAUGAGACCAUGUGAUCAGGGCUCCAGGCAGGAGCUCCAGUCUAUGAAAUUGUAUUGUGGGUCAGAACAGGUAACAUGGGAUAUCACUUUAGUCCAUGGGACAAGUCGUUUUUUUUUUUUUGUUUGUUUGUUUAUUUUUCACAAUUCACACCCCUGAACGUUAUUGGCUAACACCUUUGGGAAUUGUAAUAAAAAGUUGCCACUAAUGUAGCUCUUGUGUUGUUUUAAUACUAACAUUGUUAUCCUUCCAGAUCCACAAAGCUUCUGCCCAAAUUAUCGAGCCAGCAGCAGAGUCUGAUAACCCAAUUCGCUUCACCUCCGGCCUGGUUGUGGCUCUAGAUGUUGACGCCACAUUAAAUCACGUACAGGAACCACAGAGCACAGUGAAAGUACAGGUACAAUAUAUGAUGUAUACCAGGAUAACUAAGAUGUGGAUUCCAGUUCGGCAAAUAUGAAAUUGAAUACAUUAGAUAAUGUCGCUCAUCAGUUAAACAAAGAACCCGCCUCCCAUUUCUGGAUUCUCCCACAUUACUUUUGGGGAUAUUGUUUGUCGUUAGAAAAGCUUUGUUUGUUAAAUAAUUUUUCUUUAUUAUUUCAUGUUAUCAUUCAGGUUGUAUAUCCAGAUGGGCAGAUGCAGAUUAUCCACCCUAAGCCAUCUGAUUUCCGGAAUCCAGGCGAAGGCAGGCACCGGCUAAUAACUCAGGUUUAUCUUUCACAUACAGCAUGGACAGGUAAGGGCGAAAUAAAGAUGACUUAAAAAGAAAUCAGACAUAGGGCAGAAAGCUGGAGUGGUUAAUGAAAUUAGUGCAGGAAUGUACUGUGUGAACAUUAAAAGUGAUCUUCGUUAGGAAUGUGCAGUGGGUGAGUAAAAGGAAUAUACUGUGGAAAUUAACACAGGUUGUCCAUAAAGAGGUAUUAGAAUAUGGUUGUCUCUCUGCUGGAUCGAUAUAAAGAUAUACUCUAAAUACCAGAACAACUUAAUAAAGGAACACUAUAGUCAACCAAAACAACUUAAGCUAAAGGAAGCAGUUUUGGUGUAUAGAUCAGGCCCCUGCAGUCUCACUGCGCAAUUUGCCGCCAUUUAGAGCACAGAGCAGGUUAGAGCGACAUCCAUGCCAGGGUACCACCAGAGGGAUCAGCAUAGAAGGUAAGAGACAUAGUGGAACAAUACCUGUCCCUUGCGGCGCUGUGCGAUCUCUUUGCACUGUAGUUGGAGCCGGUCUGUGGAUCCGGGAAAAAAACAACUGCCUCGGCUUGUCUAGGUGACAUCAAUGCUACCAUGAUGCACCUUAAAAAGUGCAGCAACCCCGGGCAAAAACAUCUGAAGCGGAGGCCCGCAGCCUACCACACGGAACGACCACGAGUGGCUCACAGGGCCUUUCUCUCCACUGAGCCUCCUGAAACAGAGGUCUGACCCCAGCGAUACAACUGCGGCCCUGCCAUUUAAAAUGGGGAAGAGAUCGCAAAAAGCAAAAUGGCGGCACCGGAGGAACAAACCGCCCAGGCCGAACCUCAAGACCCAAUGCAGGAUGACCCUUCCUUGCAAACUCCACCACAUGUACCGUAACUGACUACUCCCAACUGCAUAAAUGUGGCAAAUCUGGCCACCAAAUAAGACAUUAGAAAUGUGGGAGACUCCUUCCGGGGGCCCAGCGUUUCUCACAGUGAAAGGUGCAGGAUACCACACCUAGCAGUGUUUCUUUUUCUUGAAAUCUUCCGUUUUAUAAAGUAGGAAAAAGGGGACACUUAUCUAACACCUUUAGGGGGUUUGCAGCGUCCCGUUCAUGAAGUCUAGUCCUUUCCUACUUGGAACUUAAGUAAAGUUUCCUCACGUUUUGCCUGCAAGAUAGAUGUAACAGGCAGCACAAUAAAGUAAUUGUUCUGCUUAUCCAAGAGGAACAUGAUCAAGAUCCAGAUGUCUUUUUGUGGCACUGAAGAAGGAAGUCUUUGUUUGAUGUGUAAACCCUAAUAGUUCUCCCUAAGUUCACACCUUCGAUAUCAGAUCUCUGGGUAAGCCCUACAAUCCAAUCCAACUCAAGGAGUCCUUACAGAAAAAACAGCACUGCUAAGGGUGACUCCAUUAGUACAGUGUCCUUUAAAUGAGUCUUCAGUAGAAUUGAUCUGCAUGCUUGUCAUUUUGCUAUAUGUUUAAGAUUAGGUAUUGGGUCCGUUGGGCCUUUUUGUUAGGGAUGUUGCUAAUUAUUUUUAUUUUUUUUGGCAUGCUUAAUCUGUCCAGUUUUCCUCUCUUUUAUUCCUCUACUUUAUGAUAAAUAAAAUCUCUUGUGUCAGGUGAAAUUUGUGAGGAAAUUGAGAGGAAAAGCUCUUGUACAUGUGUUGUCGUUACUAGUAGGAUAGAUCAGUAUCUGAAUAAGGACUAUAUAUUCAUAUAGCUCUGUAUUUUCAAAUGUUUUACAUUAACUUAAAGUCGUCCCAUUUAUCUUCCUUAUACCAGAACCCUGUCAGAUUGAGGUGAGACUGUUGCUCGCCUAUAGCUCCAGCAGAAGCAAAGCGUCCAGUCGGUCUCCCACACCAUGGGGAGACAGCACAGAAUCUAUCCCUUCCACUGAGAACAGCACAGAGGGCACAAUCCAUCUUAGCAAACCUGUUAAAGUCUUCCUCAUGCCUAAACCAGCCAGGCGGUAAUGGAUAUACUUGUAUGGAUAUAUGUCUUUCCUGGUGUUGGGAAGCAUUGCAUUGCAAGGACACAGAUAAGGACAUGUCAUGUGAGGCUCACUUGGGAUGAACAAACUUUCCUACUCCAGGUGUUGUUGGAUCACAACCUCCUUUACCCUCAGCCAGCAUUCAGGGUAACAUGAACCAAAGUGUGGAAUGUUACCACACUAGAGAUUUUGACGUAAAUUAUUUUUGAGUGUUUCUUUCAUACACUAUCGGGAUAUUCAAAGCAAAUAGUAAGGCAUCAAGUAGAAAAAUCUCGCUGUAUUUUUAUUUAUUUUUAUCUACUUUUGAGGUUCGCUUAUAACAUUGGAAGAAAAUGUUUGUCAAACCAGCUGUUCCUAUAUGCUUCCUUACCAUAAAAACACAUCUACAUGAAUAUCUGAUUAGGGGUAAAUGUGCAUUCACAUGCCCUUCUAAACUCCAUAAAUGUUUCCAUCAAUGUGAACUUAAACAAUAAAUACAUAAAAGAAAUGCUAAAGUCCAAGUUCUCCCCUCAACCCAAACCUCAUUGGUAGAGGUCAGGGUGGAUGGACUGCGAGGUGAAGGGGGAAAGUGCUGCCGUUAGCUUUUUGCUAUGUUGUUUUGGGCUGGCUAAUAGCUAAAAGGCUAAUCUUUCUGUAUGUGCAGCAAAAUGCUUCACAUACAGAGUACAGUCAUUGUGACCACUUUAAAUAGUUGAAAUGGUCGUGGUACUUUGAAUAACCCUUAAAGUUUAAAAACAACAAUGCAUCUAGAAGGGAAGUUGCUCCUAGAUGGGAUCAUCAUGGUAAGUAAAACUACUAAACUGAUGCUUCUCCAGUGUAUGUUGUGAGGACAAAAAAAAUGAAUGAAAAAUAAUGUAAUGAAUAGGAAAAAUCCUUGCUUGUAGUUGCUUAUUUUUUGGUUGAAAAAGAUAAUAGAAAUGCACCAGGCAGUAAACAAAAUAUUGUACAAGGAAAAUAAGUUAAAAUACAGGCAAAAUAAAUAAUGGGGAGACACUGCUAAGCAAGAAAGUAUGCGUCUCACGUCUAGCAGUAGCCUGUAUUUGGAUUUAUUAUAUUUGUACGUUUACUUUAUUACUGCUUUGUGCAUUGCUAUUCUCUUUUUCCCCAAUAAAUAAGCAACUACACUACAAUGAUUAUCCCUGUUCAUUACUUUGGAGAUUCUUAAGAGUGCAAUAUACUUCAUGCUUUUCAUUCAUCAUAAUAACUAUACUGGUUUAUUGCUUUAAAUAGAUCAGUCUGUGUUGAUAAGAGUGAUUGUGCUUAUACAUACAUGCAUUAAAGUUCAUUGCCAAAAAAAAAAAGUUCAUCUAAAUGGAUAUUCAUUUUGAUCUAUGUAAUUGGAAUGAAGGAUUCCCUGAUGUGGACUUGCAGUUGAUUAUACUAGGGGCAGCAAUCUAAUUGAAUACCCUCACAUCACAAGGUAGUGUGGUGUUAAAUAUUGGAAACUUGUUUUGUUUCACUUUAAAAGCACAACAAAUUUGAUUAACAGAUUAUUUCCAUUUGUAAUAAAG
This is a messenger RNA of Pelobates cultripes (western spadefoot toad), 39197 nucleotides long. Lineage: Eukaryota; Metazoa; Chordata; Amphibia; Anura; Pelobatidae. The record is from the annotation of a GenBank genome assembly.